Messenger RNA from Mycotypha africana, 1020 nucleotides. RefSeq names its product nuclear pore protein 84/107. Gene Ontology annotation, biological process: regulation of DNA-templated transcription; mRNA export from nucleus; protein import into nucleus. Bases 1 to 1020 code for a protein of 339 amino acids. The transcript has 4 exons. NCBI's taxonomy places the organism in Eukaryota, Fungi, Mucoromycota, Mucoromycetes, Mucorales, Mycotyphaceae. The record is from RefSeq and is a predicted model, not a curated record. Gene Ontology annotation, cellular component: nuclear pore outer ring; nuclear pore. Gene Ontology annotation, molecular function: structural constituent of nuclear pore.
AUGUGUAAAACUUGGGAAGAUGUUGUGUGGUCGUAUCUCAAUGCAGAAGUAGAAGAGAUGUUGGAUAAGUCAGAACAUUUAAAGAUGACCGACCCUACACCUAUAUUACCCUCAGGUGUGGUCAGUCUAGCCAACUCUAAGGACAAGAUUUUGAGGAGUGAUGAUUCACGUACAAUAUUUCACUUCAUUCAAGCAUGUUUGUUAUCUAACAACAUUGAAAAGAUGAUCCAUGGAUUUUAUCAUGCUUUCUUCAACACAGAAGAAAGCUCAACAACAAAAAAUGAUCCAGAACAACAAGCACAAUUGUUGCGUUUCCUCAGCACCCUGAUAACAUACGGUCAAAAGCUCCUUGGCUGGAAAGAGAAUAGAUAUUCAUUUGCCAUUAUUUCCAAAUACGCUAGCUUGAAUGCUGAACCUGAACACUUGAGACCAGCUGUUAUCGCGUCGUUUGCCGCGAAACAAUCAGCCGAAAACCAAAUUCGAAUUUACUCUCAUUUUCUACAAAAUUUUGACGGUGACAAUGAUGAAUAUGCUAUUCUAAUACGACUUGGAAAACAGCUUGGGCUCGACAUGGCAGAUAUCUUACAAUACACAUAUACCCAUUCAUUUAAAAAGGCUAUGGAGGCGGCACCUAUCGGCAUUACAGACAUGACAUCGAAAACAAACAAAGACCCCAUCCACUUCGAAUUACAGGGUGAUAUCACUGAAGAGUACUUGCCCUUUUUUAAAGCGAUCAAGUAUCUCCUGGUGGAUGAUAAAAGCUGUGUAGUUCAGCAAGCGUUUGAUGCUAUCAAUAUGACGAUACGCUACUUUCUAGGCAGUUGCAAAGUAUAUUUGGCACGUCGUGUGAUCGAUUUAGUACCAGUGUCUAUAGCAGAAUUUAUGACAAUCGAAAGUAAAAAGGAUAGCAAUGCCAGAAAAACUUUAGCUGAAUUUAAAGGUCAUCGAAAUUUGGUAAAUGCAUUAGUGGAUUUUGAGAAAUGGAGUCGCCUCAUGGAGCAGAAGCCAACGGAUAGGUAA